AUGACUAACCAGCCGCUAUCGAUGCCAUUCCACCAUGUGGAUGGUGCAAGUCAGAAAAAGAUUCCAGACAUGGCACAGAACAAAACCGUCCACACUGACCAGGCCCUAAACACCUGGAUCAAAAUUCAACAACUUAGAGAUGGCGGGAAGGUCCUUUUAGACGGAUCAGAACUUGAUAUCGCCAGCGUUAUUGCCGUUGCUAGGUAA
Fusarium odoratissimum NRRL 54006 is the source of this 207-nucleotide messenger RNA. RefSeq lists its product as uncharacterized. Bases 1 to 207 code for a protein of 68 amino acids. The transcript has a single exon. Lineage: Eukaryota; Fungi; Ascomycota; Sordariomycetes; Hypocreales; Nectriaceae. The record is from RefSeq and is a predicted model, not a curated record.